GUGAUGAACGUUGACUGAGUAUGUGACAAGCCACAGAAACACAAGAGACUCAUUUUAACCACCGUGUUUGAUUACACAAGUCGUUUUCAUCUCCACUCUAACUGGGACAUCCCAUCAUGCCGCUGGUUUUCUUGCCCACCUCCCAGUUGUUCUGGGUCCGAGUGGCAGCCCUGGUGUUCACCUGUGUGGCCUUCAGCGUAGCAGCCCAUGGAGCUAUGCUGAGCCAAGGAGGGAUGGCCGACUGGUGCAUCUUCUGCUGGGCGUUUAGUUUCACCGGCACCCUUCUGGUCCUGCUGGUGGAGCUUUGUGGUCUUCAGGCCAGAGUCCCAGUGUCCUGGUCCAACUUCCCCAUCACCAUGGCCUGCUACGCCGCCCUCCUCUGCCUCUCCGCCUCCAUCAUCUUCCCACUUUGGUUCCUCAAGCAGCAGACGACCUACGGUGAGACGCGAGACCACCGCAUCUCCUCCACUGUCUUCUCCUGCCUAGCGGUGGUGGCCUACAUCGGGGAAGUGAGCCUGUCCAAGGCCAGGCCUGGGGAGGUGGCGGGCUACAUGGCCACAGCCCCAGGCCUGUUGAAGGUGUGCCAGACCUCGGUGGCAUGUGUCAUCUUCAUCCUGGUGAGUGAGCCAGUGUCGUACGACGGUAACGCGGCACUGAAGUGGUGCAUGGCGGUCUACUGCAUCUGCUUCAUCCUGUCCAUGGCUGUGGUAGUGCUGUGCAUAGGUGAGUGCACGAGCUGUCUGCCGAUCCCCUUCUCCAAGUUCCUGUCGGCGUACGGCCUGCUGGCUGUGAUCAUGUAUUUAACCGCCACCAUCAUCUGGCCCGUGUUCCAGUUUGACAAGCGUCAUCACAGCGGCACAAGGCCGCCAAAAUUGAUUGCCGCCGCUGUGCUCACAGCGCUCAACUUCCUGCUUUACCUGGCUGAUCUGGCGUACUCUGCAAGACUGGUGUUUGUCAGCAUGUGAGAGCGGAGCAGGAACUAAACGAUAGAGUCUGUGAAUGUUCUCAUUCAUCCAGGUCAUGGUUAUCCAAAGGAGUUGAAUCGAGUGCAACUGGACUUGGUAUAUAUCCGUGAAGACGUUUCGCCUCUCAUCCAAGAGGCUUCCUCAGUUCGUGCCUUUCUGACUAGACCAAGCUAGUCUGACUGGCUGGUGAUGAGACUCAGAAUUUAUCCUAAGGAAGCCUCUUGGAUGAGAGGCGAAAUGUCUUCAUGGAUAUAUACCAAGUCCAGUUGCACUUGAAUCAACUCCUUUGGAUAAACGAAAGAGCUGAAGAAGAAUACCCAGAUGAAGAGAUGAUGGGCACUUUGGUGAUGUUGAGUCGCUAAGAUGCCGAAAACAAGUUUGUCACAAAUUUAAAAAUCGAGUCAGAAAGAUGACGUCAAGUAACUCAACUGGGUUCAUAACAAACACCCAAUUUACUGUAACAACAAGUUUUCAGCUUUCAUUUUUCACCACGAGUUUUAACUUUGCAAGUCAUCGCAGGUCUAUUAUUGAACACCAUGCAGAGAAAUCAGAAACACUCAGUGGUCUUGAUGCAUGCUCAAUAAUCUAGGUAAGAGAAGGUUGAAUCAGUUCGUCUGGACACAACGUUUACUGACAGAAACGUUUCCUCACUCAUCAGGUGAGACGGAGGAGGUCACUCAGAUGAGGAUGGAACGUUUCUGUCAAUAAACGUUGUGUCCAGAUGAACUGAUUCAUCCUUCUUUAACCAUCAGCGGUGAAAUCCAGUACAAAUGAGAAUAUAAUGUGACUGUAAUCCCUAACAUUUUAUAUAACUGGGUACCAGUUAAGAAAAAAACAGGACUCCAAUGUUGCUGGGACUCUGUAUAACAAACAUACACUGGACAUAAGACAUCAGCAAAAACCAAUGGAAAUCAAACAUUUCCUUAUCUAAAUUCACUAAAAUGCUGACGUACCAUGAAAGACAUCACUCGUCUGAGUCUAAAAUGAAUAAAGUGAUCUGUACUGAGAGCACAUGUGAGUUUUGGGGAAGCCGUGAGCAGCAGUACCGAUGCCGUGUUUCAUGUUGUGAAGGGUGGAGUCAUCUGCAUGCAUGACGAACAUAUGCAACACACAGUACAAUCGACGGUGUAACUCUUGUGUCAGUGCUUGUAGUGUGAGUGUGAUUAUGGGCGGUUAACACGUUGUAAUCACGUCGACAAAAAGCUGAAUAUACAGACGUCUUAACCAGACCUGCAGAGGGAAAGGUGAGUAUCUUGUAGGUUAGUCUGUGUCAUUUCGUGACGUUACCCCAACCCGUUCUCUCUGUCCAUCAAGUGUCUUUUAGAAGAAUGAUAGUUUGAUCUAGAGCUCAAACCUGAGAUCUAACUGUUCACCUUCUCUUUCAAUGCCUGAACGUAUAUUAAAGCGAAAUCUGAGCUUUUCUCGUCA
This is a messenger RNA of Lampris incognitus (smalleye Pacific opah), 2393 nucleotides long. Its product is annotated as myeloid-associated differentiation marker homolog. Bases 117 to 965 code for a protein of 282 amino acids. The record is from RefSeq and is a predicted model, not a curated record. Lineage: Eukaryota; Metazoa; Chordata; Actinopteri; Lampriformes; Lampridae. The transcript has a single exon. Gene Ontology annotation, cellular component: membrane.